Molecule: messenger RNA, 2167 nt
Organism: Sebastes umbrosus (honeycomb rockfish)
Lineage: Eukaryota; Metazoa; Chordata; Actinopteri; Perciformes; Sebastidae
Gene: acp6
Product: acid phosphatase 6, lysophosphatidic
Exons: 11
Coding region: 399-1673 (424 amino acids)
Biological process (GO): dephosphorylation
Molecular function (GO): phosphatase activity
Source: RefSeq, a predicted model, not a curated record
AGCCUCGUUGUCAUGGUGCUGUUGGUUACUUAGAUACUGUUGCGAUGGAGGUCAAACUUCAUCCCAUAAAGAGGUAACGCUGUUGCAGAGUGGUUUGUUUUCUUAACGUGCUUCCACAAGCUUGUGUUGAAAACGAGUUAAGCAAUGUGUGUCUGCUAGCUCAGGAUAUCAGCAGUGUGAAUAGCUCUUAUCUUUAUGCUAUUUGGGAGUUUAAUGUCAUAGCUAGGUCAUAUGAAAUUUAUAUAUUUCAUGAAACAUUUGAGUAGAAGUAGCAGUGCUACUGCAUCAUCAUCACCAUCAUCAUCAUCAUCAUCAUCAUCAUCAUCAUCAGCAUCAUCCUCCUGGACAUCAUUUGACCUGACAGGAAGUUAAACUUUAUAAUUUAACAAAGCUCAGCCAUGAGGAAACUUUGGACCAGAGCAGGUGUUUUAGGUUCGAUGUCAGUGGCUUUUGGUUCAAUGCUGUGGUCACAGAAGAAGACUGAAUCGGACCAGUUUGCUACCAGUUGCGCCUCUUCUGACACAAAUCCCGGUUCUUCCUACGAACUAAAAUUGGUCCAAGUCCUGUUCCGACAUGGUGCUAGAACGCCACUUAAGUCAAUACCUGAUGUGAUGGAGGUCCAAUGGGUGCCAACGCUCUUGGAGCCUCCAGCACACACCCACAUCGACUAUGAAGUGACAGAUCUCCAGGGUGGCCCCAGGCCCCCAGCUCCUGUAGAAGAAAGCUAUCGAAAAAACAUACUGACCGGUGGCACGUACCCCGGUCAGCUGACCACAGUGGGCAUGCAGCAGCUGUAUGAGCUGGGCAAGAGGCUGAGGAAGAGAUACAUUGAGGAGAGUCACUUCCUAAGCUCCACCUUUAGUCCAGCUGAAGUCUAUGUGCGCUCCACUAACAUUGUGAGGACCAUUGAAUCUGCGAAGUGCCUGGUAGCAGGGCUCUUCCAGCAAAAACAAAAAGAAACUGUGCCUAUAUUAACAACGGAGUCAGGAUCUGAAAUCCUGUAUCCUAACUACCAUGGAUGCAAGCUGCUCAAAAUCCUUGGCAGCCACCGCUGGGCAGAGUCGGCCACUCUGCCAGACAUUGCAGCAGACCUGCAGAGCAUCCAGAUCGCGUUGGGCAUCGCUGCUCACCAGCACAUCGACUUCAUCCUCAUUAGGGACGACAUGGUUGCCAGAGAGACGCACGGCCUGCCAUGCCCAUCAGUGCUGGACACCUGGAGGAAUAAAGUGGAACAGAGAGCUGUGGACAUGAUGUGCCAUGUGUUUGAACCCAGCAAGAGGGAGAACUUGCAGCUGUGUGUGGGACCCGUCCUGCACACAUUUCUAUCCAACAUUGAGGAGAAACUACACGGCACCUCGUCAGAGCCAAACAGGAAGUUGUUUUUGUACUCUGCACAUGACACCACUUUGAUUCCCAUUCUGAUGGCUCUGGGGAUUUUUGACAUGAAAUGGCCACCGUAUGCGGCCGAUAUCACUUUGGAGCUGCACCAACACCGGCAGACCAACAAGUCCUUUGUUAAAGUGUCAUACGUAGACCAGGAUCAACUUAUACCAGGUUGUAGUGGAGUCUACUGCCCCCUGGAGGAGUUCAAACAGGUCCUCUCAACACACUCGCUGAGCACUGAACUCUACCACUCACUUUGCAACAGCGCAGAGGGCCGGACCGAACCCUGAACACCUCAACAAACCUUCACAUCUCAACACAGCUCUACCCAUGACAUUAACACUCUGACAUUCUCCGUUCUCACUCUAUUCAGCCAUCAUCACCAGGGAUGCUUUCUUGUAUUACAGCCUCUUUUGGAGAUCUUUCAGUUCAUAUUAAAUCAUGUCAUUUCCUCAGGGGAAUACUAAACAAUUCAUGUACUGUAUAUCUAAUGCUGGGCGUUGUAGGUGAAUGUCUUCAUAACUAUGCAGAAUCUGCACAAGUGGAAUGAUUCGGCUACAUCAUGUUUUUAAGAGUGAAAAAAAUUAGGUUGCCUUCUUGUGGGGAUUUGUUGAUAGCAUCAGACCACAAUAUGCAUUAAAUACAUGCCCAUUAUAAAGACCUGUGUUGCUGUUACUAUAACACACACAUUGUACCUCAUCAGUGGGAAUACCCUGUGACCUGUUGCUUAAAGUAUUAUGGUUUGGAUUGGUGAGUCAUAAAUAAAGAGUUUGAUCAAUGUCAA